Molecule: messenger RNA, 1125 nt
Organism: Funneliformis geosporum
Lineage: Eukaryota; Fungi; Glomeromycota; Glomeromycetes; Glomerales; Glomeraceae
Source: the annotation of a GenBank genome assembly
AUGUCUUUUUUCUGGGGACUUAUCGCUGCAUUAGCAGGGAAUUCAAUUAUCGGUUUAGGAAAUUGUCUACAAAAGUAUGCGCUAACGCGUGGUGAAUCACGAUUUAAAACAUCAUCAAAUCAAGAUGAUACACAUACUCAGCCGCUUCUACCGACUACUUCGCCCGUUCCAGUAACUUAUUCAAGGUUUAAAGAUCGAACAUGGUUUAUUGGAAUUUCUUUAGUUUAUCUAGGCGAGUUAUGUGGAAAUUGGGUUGCUCUUUCACUUAUACCCGCGUCAGUUGUCACCCCUCUUGGAAUUCUAGGAGUUGUUGUAAAUGCUAUACUUGCAAAAUUUUUAUUAUAUGAACAAAUUAGCUUUCGUCAAACCAAAGGAUAUAUCUGGAUCCUUAUUGGUGUUCUUUUAACGAUCCUAUUCUCUGCGACAUCAACGAAUAGUAUCGAAAAUCAAUUAUCGACUACUUCCAAAUUAUUCGCGUAUAUGACUCAGUUUCAAGUAAUUCUUUGGCUUAUUACAAUACUUGUGGCUCAAUGCAUCUUAUUUAUGAUGGUGCGCGCCAAAAAGGGAAAAUCAUCAUUGGUCCUCUACGUGAUCAUGACGGCAGGAUUUGGAUCAUUGACUGUAGUGGCAUCAAAAUUUUUUGCACUUUUGUUAAAGGUUUGGGUGUUUGCUCCUUCCGAUGGAAAUAAACCGAACUUGGAAGAUAAGAUCAUACCCGCCAUCCUUGAUGAUGGAUCAUCAAUUGCUUUAAUAAUUUCUUUCAUGGCAAUAAUAUUUAUAUUGAUCAUUGGUAUAAUUGGCCAAGAGACUUGUAAACAAUUUGCAUUAAGUAAAUAUCGAGUCACACAAUUCCAACCAAUGUUCUACGCAUCACAUGUAACAUUUGUCGCUAUGAGUGGUAUGAUCGUAUUUAAAGAAGUUGGAUCAUGGCGGUCCGUUGUUGGUUUUUGUUGUGGAAUCAUAGUGAUCGUUAGGGGUGCAUCCAACAAGAACAUCCAAUAUGAUGAUGACAGUGACGGGAUUAUUAGUGAUAAUGAUGAAACAAUACCCACUGAAAUAGAUUCUUUAGUACCGGAAAUUUUGCAAAAUUCUAAUAAUCCGAGACAUUACGGUGCUUUGGUGUGA